Messenger RNA from Acytostelium subglobosum LB1, 633 nucleotides. RefSeq lists its product as hypothetical. Lineage: Eukaryota; Evosea; Eumycetozoa; Acytosteliales; Acytosteliaceae. The transcript is spliced from 2 exons. Gene Ontology annotation, biological process: protein phosphorylation. The annotation marks the transcript as partial. The record is from RefSeq and is a predicted model, not a curated record. Gene Ontology annotation, molecular function: non-membrane spanning protein tyrosine kinase activity; ATP binding.
AAAGCUUAUAUAUAUAUCAUCCAUCAAUCAAUCAUGUCCACUCCAGCCAAGCCAUUCGCAGCAGCAAUACUCGAUAGACUUAAAGCCAUCACAGACAAGGUCGUAGAGGACUUGGGCUAUUGCAUUGAGAAUAAUGUAGCCGAGGAGGAGGAUGAUAACAGUACGAUGUCUCCACUGGUCAUCCCCUUCACGCAGAGCACCUCCAAGACAAAGUUGGUGGGCCAGCUGCAAAAGGUGGCCAAGUCGUGGACGGAGCUGACGGCGUCGCUCAACACUCUUUCCCGCUCGGCAAUGAUCAUCAACAUCCGAACGAUGUGCGAUCUGCUCUCUGCGAUGAACAACGACGUCAACGCAUUCAGCACUGGCAUGCCCGAUGGCAAGGCCAAACUCAAGUUCUUGGAGCAUGUUAGCAAGCUAAAGUCAUCGUCCGUUCAGCUCAAGAUAACCAUCUCAGUGAGAGCAUCAUCAGAUGGUGAUGAUAACCUGACCGACACAGACAAGAAGUUAGAGUCGCUUUAUGAGACAAUGGGAGAGGCAUUCGAUGUGAUCACUCACUCGGACAGAGUGUUCAAUGAUCUGGAUUUCAAGCAGACCAGUUCAUCAUCAACAUGGAACACCAUCAGUUGGAACUAA